AUGUCUGCGUUUUCGAAGUUCCUUCUUUUCACUCUGCUAGGGCUCAGCAAUGCCCAAUUAAUCGGCCCAGUCGGCCCAACAACAGCCCUGAAGGACAAAACCAUUGAAUGCAACGUCCUCGACUACGGUGCUGUUGCUGAUAACGCGACGGAUAUUUCCACUCCUCUGGAGACAGCCUUUACCGAAUGCGUCCUCAGCCACCCCGGAAGUCGUCUUGUAGUCCCAGAAGGUGACUACUUGAUCAAUCGGAGCGUGGUUCUGAGCAACGCAACGAGUUGGGCAUUUCAAUUGGACGGCCUCAUUACCGCCGCGUACGGUGGCAACUGGACAGUUGAUCGUGAGUUGCUUCUCCAAGGCUUUGCUGGGAAAGCCUUGAUCAACGAUACUAUCAAUGGAGAGGGUGACCAUAUAUUCUUGUUAGAUGUGCUUGUUAUCGUCAAUGCUGUGGACUUUGAAUUCUAUUCAUCAAAUGGUCUGGGGGCGAUACAGGGGCAGGGCUAUAUCUACAGAAAUCUGGACAACACCGACCGGCCUCGACUAGUUCGACUCUUUUCUCCGACAAAUGCCUCAGUUCAUGAUUUGAUUCUCGUCGACAGUCCAAAGUUUCAUAUAGUUCUCGAUUUCGCGGUGAAUGUGGAGGCGUAUCACUUGACUAUACGCGGUGCGAAUCUUGGGAGCUAUGAUGGAAUUGAUGCUAUCGGCACCAAUUAUCACAUCCAUGACAGUGAAGUGACAAAUCGCGAUGAAUGUGUCUCAGUCAAAAGCCCUUCUCAUUUCGCUCUCGUUGAGAACUUGGUUUGUAACCAGGCUGGCUCAGGGGUGUCAAUUGGCAGUCUCAAUGUAUCUGCCGAGAUAUCAAAUAUCGAAGCCAAAAAUAUCAGCAUCAUCCAAGGAAACAACAUUGCAUUUAUCAAAACGUAUCCUGGUGGAUCGGGCUACGUGACCAACGUCACAUUCUCCAACUUUAGGUCCCUUAAUAGUCUAUACGGACUGGAUAUCAACCAAUACUGGCAGAACACUUUCGAGCCCGACACUGGAUCUGUUACUCUGAGCAAUCUGGUAUUCCGAAACUUCUCCGUUGUAGAUGGAGCACUACGCCCUCCUCUCUACCUCGUCGCUAGCGAUCUGACAUUCGCAACCAAUGUAACCGUGGAAGAGUUUACAGUCUGGACUGAAACAGGCACGGAUAUUGUCAACAAGAUCAGUAAUGUUUUCGGCACCGGUGAUGAUAGCUAUGGUCCCAAUGACGGCAUUGCGUCGUUGCAGCCUGGGCAAUCACUAUACACAUACACAUCGACAUACGCGGUUACCGCUACUCCGGCUAAUUGGCAACUUCCGACGACGCCAACGUGGGCGGCUCCUAGUACCGGUUACGGAACUGCGUCGCCUAUACCUGUCUAUAGCCCAGCUCCUCUCUGGCGUGCCGGUGGGGUUGAUUAUGAUUUGCAUUACUGGGGGAGCUUCUAA
Penicillium atrosanguineum is the source of this 1467-nucleotide messenger RNA. Its product is annotated as putative rhamnogalacturonase. The transcript is spliced from 7 exons. The record is from RefSeq and is a predicted model, not a curated record. Gene Ontology annotation, biological process: carbohydrate metabolic process. NCBI's taxonomy places the organism in Eukaryota, Fungi, Ascomycota, Eurotiomycetes, Eurotiales, Aspergillaceae. Gene Ontology annotation, molecular function: polygalacturonase activity. The coding region runs from base 1 to 1467 and encodes 488 amino acids.